UCAUCGAAACUCAUACUUCGCUACCAAUAAUGACUGUGGAGAGGAUCUGUUGUGUGGGCGCGGGUUAUGUCGGAGGACCGACUUGUACUGUAAUCGCCAGCAAUUGUCCCGACAUUAGGGUCUGUGUCGUCGACUCUAACGCCGAGAGAAUCGCUAAAUGGAAUUCAGACGAACUGCCCAUUUAUGAGCCCGGACUCGACGAUAUUGUCCGCAAAUGUCGCGGAACUAACCUCUUCUUCUCGAAUAAUAUCCAGGAAGAGAUCGAAAAGGCGGACAUUAUCUUCAUAUCAGUCAAUACUCCGACCAAAACGUUUGGUUUUGGUAAAGGAAAAGCGGCUGAUCUUCAGAAUCUGGAACACGUCGCCCGACUUAUAGCCAAUUAUUCAAAUAAAAGCAAAAUAGUGGUCGAGAAGAGCACAGUUCCCGUUCGCGCCGCUGAAAGUAUUAACAGAAUAUUGACGGCAAACACGAGACCCGGCAUCAGAUUCGAUGUGCUCUCGAAU
This is a messenger RNA of Medioppia subpectinata, 503 nucleotides long. The record is from the annotation of a GenBank genome assembly. NCBI's taxonomy places the organism in Eukaryota, Metazoa, Arthropoda, Arachnida, Sarcoptiformes, Oppiidae.